This is a messenger RNA of Polypterus senegalus (gray bichir), 543 nucleotides long. RefSeq names its product interferon alpha-H-like. Gene Ontology annotation, cellular component: extracellular region. The transcript is spliced from 5 exons. Bases 1 to 543 code for a protein of 180 amino acids. The record is from RefSeq and is a predicted model, not a curated record. Lineage: Eukaryota; Metazoa; Chordata; Cladistia; Polypteriformes; Polypteridae. Gene Ontology annotation, biological process: defense response. Gene Ontology annotation, molecular function: cytokine receptor binding.
AUGCCCGCGAAAUAUCUCUUGAGAGUCGCUGCUUGGGUCCUCUGCGUGUCCCAAAUGGUCUGCAGUCGCUGCACCUGGGACGUUUACCGGAACAAGCAUGCCAGGAGUUUACAGGCUCUGGAAGCCAUGGGUGGACAUGUGCCCAAAGAAUGUACUGGAAUGAAGAACAUGUAUGUCAACUUUCGGAUGUCCAGAAGAAUUGAUGGUAACCAUUUGCGGGAAGGGAACGUUUUAAAAACAGCCAUGGAAAUAGUUCACCACACGGAAAAAAUAUUUACCAAAAAUUACAGCCUGGCAAACUGGGAUGAGAAGAACGUGGAGCUCCUGAGAACUUUUCUCCAUCGGCUGAGAUGUGAUCUGAAGGACUGCGUUAAUAUCAAGGGGGGCAACAAAACCAAAGGAUCGAAUAAACGAGUAAAGAAAUAUUUUAAAAAUCUGGAAAACUACUUAAAAGACAAGAAGUACAAUCGGUGUGCUUGGGAGAUGGUGCGGAAGGAAAUCAGGACCCUCCUGCAGCGUAUCGGGGGGCUUUUGGUUGCGUAG